Solanum dulcamara is the source of this 3112-nucleotide messenger RNA. RefSeq names its product polyadenylation and cleavage factor homolog 4. Gene Ontology annotation, molecular function: mRNA binding; RNA polymerase II complex binding. Gene Ontology annotation, biological process: termination of RNA polymerase II transcription. Gene Ontology annotation, cellular component: cytoplasm; mRNA cleavage factor complex. The coding region runs from base 62 to 2944 and encodes 960 amino acids. The record is from RefSeq and is a predicted model, not a curated record. The transcript has 7 exons. Lineage: Eukaryota; Viridiplantae; Streptophyta; Magnoliopsida; Solanales; Solanaceae.
ACCCCCCACCCCACCCUGCCCCCACGCCCACCACCGGUGGCUAAACCCUAACCCUACUCCGAUGGCUUUAGCCGGCGGCUAUGCAAACUCUAAGCUAAUCCAAAACAACGCCGUCGUGGCGCCACCAAAACCCUUGACAUCUUCUGUAAUCGAACGAUAUCGGGCGGCGUUGAAGGAGAGGGAAGAUGAAAUUAAGGCUUCUAUGCCAGACGAUGAUGAUGUUAUCGUGUUGCCUCCAUCUAUGGACGAGAUUGUUAGGCUUUAUGAAUUGUUGUUGUCCGACCUGACUUUUAAUUCUAAGCCUAUCAUUACUGACCUCACCAUCAUUGCUGGCGAACAGAGAGAACAUGGUGAAGGCAUUGCUCACGCGAUUUGUAGUCGGAUUCUCGAGGUCCCAGUUGAGCAGAAACUACCCGCAUUAUACCUUCUGGAUAGUGUUGUAAAAAAUAUUGGUAGGGACUACGUCAGGCAUUUCUCUGGCCAUUUACCUGAGGUUUUCUGUGAGGCAUAUAGGCAAGUGCACCCUAGCAUGCAUCCUGCAAUGCGCCAUCUCUUUGGAACAUGGUCAUCUGUGUUCCCAGCACCUGUUCUCAACAAAAUUGAAACUCGUCUCCAGUUUUCACAGCCGGGGGUCCAACAAUCUUCUGGCUUGACUUCGUCAAGGGCUUCUGAAUCACCGCGACCAACUCAUGGCAUUCAUGUAAAUCCAAAAUAUUUGGAAGCAAGGUGUCAGCUUGGGCACUCCACUAUUGAUUCAGUAAGAGCUGAAAAUUCUACAGGUCAUAUAUCUUCAGAUCUGGAAGCCAAGCAAGUUCGUUCUACAGCUUCAAAGAAUGCCAGAUCAUCCUCUCCUUAUAGAGUGGGGCCUCCGAGGUCAUUGUCACCCACCCUCAAUGAGUUUGCCUUGGAUAACUCUGCCAUAAGACUCAGAGAAGGGGCCUCACCAUCUCAUACUGCACUUGACUAUGGGCUUAGCAGAGUAAGAGGUAGAGAUGAUGAGAGGAGUGAGUGGCAGAGAAUUUUGCCUGAUGCUAAUCAGCAACCAGACAUUCCUUCUAAAUAUCGCAUGGACAAGGGAAUUGAUCUUCAAGGACCUAGAGCUUUGAUUGAUGCUUAUGGAAUUGAUGAAAGGGAAAAAGUAGCCAAUCUGAGGCAACAAAAGAUAGCGAAUGCCACUAUUAAUGGCUUAGGCAGUAGGUUAGCUGUGAAGACAUGGCAAAACACCGAAGAGGAAGAGUUCAACUGGGAAGAUAUGAGUCCAACUUUAGCAGAUCAGAGUCCUUUUAAUGAUUUGUCGACAUCUGUUCGCCAUCCUCAGAGUAUUAGGAUGAGACCUGGUGUUGAUUUACAACAUACUGUGCCUUUGGUGACUGACCCUAGAAGGAGCUGGUCUAAUCGAGGACAAUAUUCUUUAGUUCAUGAUUCUUCCUUGGAUGAUGUUCACUCGUCUGGUCGAGGGGCAAGAAAUAAAAUUACUGGAUAUUGCGAUGAGCCAUCUCUGAUUUCAGGUUCACAUUAUCUUCAAAAGCUUCCAGAAAAUCUGCCACAGUUGCCCCAAAGACAUUUAAAGGGUGAAGGAAGUGGAAUCUCAUCAGCAACCGGUGAAUCCAAGCAUCCUUUGGUUGGCAAUUUGGCUGCUGAUGGACAUACUUGGAGGCCAUCAUAUGUUCCGCCAAGAAUGAAUCCUACUUUUGACUCUUCAGUUCAGGAUAUUCGGUUGGUUACUGGACGGGCCCCUGGUGUACCAUGGCCUCCCCCAAAUGUGCAUAAUCCCCAAUCUUUGACUUCAAAACCUAUUUUUCUGCCUCAUAAGCAUAUCAGAAGUCCUUUUGAAGUAAAUAAUGCAAGCAAUUCAGUUGCCAAUCAUAGUUUGGACAGGUCAGUUCUUCCUGAGCAACAUACUGAUAAUUUGAAGAGCAGCUCAUAUAUCAAGUUUCCGCAAUUUCCUAGUCAACACCCCACAUCAUUUUCUGCAAGUCAUCAAAACCCUGAACAAUUGGCUUCAGCAGAACCUCAGCUAUUGCUUCCUCAGCGUAUUCAUCAGGCUAUGCCUCCAAGUGCCUCACUUCCAGCCUCGAACCAUUUGCUACUACCACCAAUUUAUAGAUACCCUCCACAGGGUCCUGUAGGUACUCAUUUCCCCCCUCCAGUUUCAGGUCCACAAUUUUCCUCAGGAGCCUUACCACCUUUUCCCAGAGGCCCACUUCCUAUGCCUUCUAAAUUCAUGCCAGCAUCCCAAAAUCUAGGUCAGGUAACUCCUAACCCUCCGGCAGCAGGCUUUUCAAACUUGAUUAGCUCACUCAUGGCACAAGGUUUGAUUUCAUUGACAAAUCAAGCUCCCACACAGGAUCCUGUGGGCCUUGAUUUUAAUCCGGAUCUUCUUAAGGUUCGUCAUGAUUCUGCGGUAACUGCUUUAUAUGCUGAUCUUCCAAGACAGUGCACAACUUGUGGCCUACGAUUUAAAUGCCAAGAGGCACACAGCAGUCAUAUGGAUUGGCAUGUAACCAAGAAUCGAGUAUCAAAAAAUCGCAAGCAGAAAUCUUCUCGUAAGUGGUUUGUAAGCGUCAACAUGUGGCUUAGUGGUACAGAGGCUUUGGGAUCUGAUGCAGUUCCUGGAUUUCUACCGACUGAGCAAGUUGUGGAAACGAAGGAUGAUGAAGAAUUGGCCGUCCCUGCUGACGAUGAGCAGAAUGUUUGUGCACUGUGUGGAGAACCUUUUGAUGAUUUUUACAGUGAUGAGACUGAAGAAUGGAUGUAUAGGGGGGCUGUCUACAUGAAUGCACCAAGUGGGUCAACUGUUGGAAUGGAAAGGUCUCAGUUGGGUCCAAUUAUUCAUGCAAAAUGCAGAUCUGAAUCUAGUGCACCUCCACAUGAGGACUCCAGAAAAGUGGAGGAGGAUCAGGAAGAUGGAGAUGGAAGUCAAAGGAAACGAAUGCGGAGUUAACUUCAUUAAAUUAGCUUCUAGGUGCAUUGUAACUUUAUCUUGAGAUUCCUCCAUGAUAGCAUUGAGCUUUAGAUUAUUUUUAGGUACCAUGCCUGAAUCGUGUACAUGUACAGGAGUUGUAAACAUCAAAGCUUCUUGUCAGAAAAGGUUUCAUACAGUCUUGGAGCA